This is a messenger RNA of Bacillus rossius redtenbacheri, 5086 nucleotides long. RefSeq names its product probable maltase-glucoamylase 2. Gene Ontology annotation, molecular function: alpha-1,4-glucosidase activity; carbohydrate binding. NCBI's taxonomy places the organism in Eukaryota, Metazoa, Arthropoda, Insecta, Phasmatodea, Bacillidae. Gene Ontology annotation, biological process: carbohydrate metabolic process. The transcript has 10 exons. The record is from RefSeq and is a predicted model, not a curated record. Bases 228 to 3974 code for a protein of 1248 amino acids.
UUGCGCGACAAGGCAGGAGUUGCUCUGUUAACUGCCUCUGGUCCUGAGACGCAGCCGUCUCAGCGGAAUGUGACACGUGCUGCAAGGGCCUGUGUGACACCAGCGACUCUGAACAACAGCGAGAUACAACGCACAAAUCCUGUAUCCAUCAUUGCAUAACUGGGAUUUGACGUGGUUUCGCUGGCCAACGUGCUAACAGUUUACUGAGUGAUAAAGAUUUAUACAAGAUGAAAUUCAAACAGAAAAGUAUUACGUUUGCUGCAAAUGUAACUACAGACGGCAUAUCCCACCCAGAUUCCGACGGCGCUGGACGCAACAGCGUUCAAAAUAACAUAUCGACGUCCUUUUCCGACCAGUUCAAAAGAGGAAGUGGAUCACUGUCAUCAGAAUACGAGCUCCCACAGAGCAAGAAAAAAAAAGGUUUCAUCAAGACCUACGGAUCCGUGGUGGUGUGGUUUGCGAUACUCAUGUGCAUCGCAGCCAUAGUGGUGCCUUGCGUGCUGCUGCUCACUGUGUACGUCUCCACAACUCUGAUCUUCCCGUACGGGGACUGCGUUCUUUUGGAGGAGUACAGGACUCCGUGCACGACCGCCUACUCGGAGGUCGGCCAGCGAGAGUGCGAGGCCGUCAGCUGCUGCUGGGACCCGGGCAGCAGGCAGUGCUACCACUCGAUCCCGGCGCGCCACGCCUACCUCUGGACCUCCACGCGGGAGACCAAGAGGGUGUCGGCGGACAUGGACUUCGAUCUGUCUCCCCGGCUGUCCCGCACGCCUCUUCUCACCACCAGCUACCCUCGUCUGCGGGCCGCGUUCCGGUUCGCGUCGGCGACCCGCCUGAGGAUCGUCGUCGGCACCCCCGGCUCCUCGGCCUUCGCCGACGUCGCGUCGUCGAGCGCGAAUGACUCGAGCUUCGUGGUUCGCGUGUCCGGUCCUGCCUUCACGUUCGAGGUGUACAGGAGAGGCGACAACUCAUCUGCGCCGUUGGUAUCGACGACGCGGAGUCCUCUGAUAGCCAGCGAUAACUACUGGGAGAUCGGUCUGCGUUGUCCUCCGGGAGGCACCGUGUACGGUCUGGGAGGACUGGGGCUCGAAAACACCACUCUGCUGUACAGUUCAUCGUCGAGGUCUGCAAGCUUCCCUUACCUGAUGUGCCUCGGAGAAGAAGGGGAUGCGCAUGGAUUGUUGAUUCAGAAUUAUGGGCCGCUGGAGGUGUCUUUCAAUAAUAAAUCCAACGUCGUAAUCCUGAGAGCUAUAUCUAACCUGGGCUGGGAUAUCAACAUACUUGCAGGUCCUAGACCCAGAGACGUGGUGAACCAGCUGACUGAGAUAGUCGGCAGGCCAAGACUUCCCCCGUUCUGGGUCCUCGGCUUCCACGUCUGUCGGGACUCCUCUGAUGGGACGAACUCGACGCAAGUGAAUGCAACUGCCAUCCUGAGUGAGUUCAUCGAGUUCCACAACCGCUCGAUAUCACAAGGGCUGCCCUAUGACUCGGACUGCAUCCACGAGAGGCUACUCGGCGACCUCAACUUCUCUGCGUCUGCUGAAGUGUUCAGCGAACUUGCCGUUGCAUUCGACGCUCUACAGGCCAGUGGGAAAAAAUUCCUGCUAUCGCUGCCCCCACAGGUGUCGGAGGCGCAGGGCGACUGCUUCCUGAGGCGGGCCGACGGCUCGCUGUACUCGGGCGAGUACCGCGGCCGCCCCGUCCACUACCCGGACUUCGCGCACCCGGGGGCGGGCAACUGGACCGCCUCCAACCUGCGGCUGCUCUCUGCCGCCGCCGGCAACGUCUCCGCGGUGCUGGCGGGCUUCGUGCUGGCCGACAACUGGCCGCAGGACGACAGCCCGGGGCGCGAGGCGGAGGAUCUGCCGUACCUGCCGCAGGCGGCGAACGGCUCGCUGUCCCGGGGCACGGUGCAGUGGUCGGCCCGGCACUACGGCGGCAGGCGGCACUACGAGCUGCACAACUCGUACGGCCGGCUGCAGGGCGAGGCGCUGGUGCGCUCCGCGGCGCUGCAUCACGCGGCGGUCCUGGGCGGCUCCUGCGGGCCCGGGGCAACCGCCUGCGCCAACCAGGGCAGCGCGGCGCCCCAGGCCUCGUGGGCCGGCCUCCGGCGCGCCGUGGUGUCGGUGCUGGGCGCCGGGCUGGCCGGCGUGCCGCUGGCGGGCGGGGGUCCGCUCUGUGCGGGCCGGGGCGACGCUGACCCUACGCUGUGCCUGCGCUGGUACUCGCUGGGCGCCACGCUGCCCCUGGCCCGCGGCUUGGACCCGCCGCUAGGGGGAGCCCUGCUCGCCGCCGGCGUGCUGGAGUCGCUGCGGCUGCGCUACUCGCUGCUGCCGUACUACGGCUCCCUGCUGGCCGAGGCGGGCCGCAGCGGCGAGCCCCUGGCGCGGCCCAUGUUCUACGAGUUCCCGCGCGACCCGGCCGCCCGCCGGCUCGACGAGCAGUUCAUGGUGGGCCCGGCGCUGCUCGCGGCCCCGGCGCUGCGGGCAGACCUGGCCGUGGUGCGGGUGUACCUCCCCGCCGGCGAGCCCUGGUACCUGCUGGAAGGCGGGCUGCCCGUCAGCGACGGCCUGGGGGCCCGCUCCGUUCCGCUGGCCAGCGGCGGCGCGCGGCCCGUGCUGCUGCUGCGCGGCGGUCACGUGCUGCCCACGCAGGAGCCCGGCGCAGACGCCCGCUCGUCGCGGCUGGGCCGCUACAAGCUCGUGGUGGCCCUGGCCUGCGCCGCGGCUGGCGACUGCUCGGCCGCCGGCCACGUGACCUCGGAGGAGGACGUCACCGUCACGUUCCGCGCCAGCUCGGCGUCCCUGGCCGUCGGCAACCUGCGCGAGGCGUGCUCCAGGGCGCAGCUGCCGUCGCUGGCGGAGGUGACCGUCAUGAGGCCGGCGGGGACGUCAGCAGGCCACACUCCCGGCCACGAAACCACGCGGAACACGGCAACGUCCCACGUCUCGACCGGGUCAUCGGGAACUUCAGCCGAUACCUCUGGUCCGUCGACUGCGGCGUCCGCGUCGAUCGAGCCCGGUGCGACGACGUCUUGGUCUAGCGCCGCGGAGGCUGCCGGGGUCACGACGAGUCCCGCCGCUACGGGGUCUUCGUCGAGUUCAGCUUCAGCUUCAGUUUCAGCGGACGGGUCAUCUGGAGCUUCAGCCGAUACCUCUGGUCCGUCGACUGCGGCGUCCGCGUCGAUCGAGCCCGGUGCGACGACGUCUUGGUCUAGCGCCGCGGAGGUUGCCGGGGUCACGACGAGUCCCGCCGCUCCGGGGUCUUCGUCGAGUUCAGCUUCAGCUUCAGUUUCAGCGGACGGGUCAUCGGAAACUUCAGCCGAUACCUCUGGUUCGUCGACUGCGACGUCCGCGUCGAUCGAGCCCGGUGCGACGACGUCUUGGUCUAGCGCCGCGGAGGCUGCCGGGGUCACGACGAGUCCCGCCGCUACGGGGUCUUCGUCGAGUUCAGCUUCAGCUUCAGUUUCAGCGGACGGGUCAUCUGGAACUUCAGCCGAUACCUCUGGUCCGUCGACUGCGGCGUCCGCGUCGAUCGAGCCCGGUGCGACGACGUCUUGGUCUAGCGCCGCGGAGGCUGCCGGGGUCACGACGAGUCCCGCCGCUACGGGGUCUUCGUCGAGUUCAGCUUCAGCUUCAGCUUCAGCGGACGGGUCAUCUGGAGCUUCAGGCGGCACGCCGGCGGUGACGUCAGGGUUGACUGUCCCGUCCUCGUCAUCUCAGUCCUCCGCUGCGCCCGCCACCUCCUCUUCGCCGGGUCUGGGCUCCUCGUCGUCGCACGCCGAACAACACAGCGGGACCAGCAAGACGUCACUACACUCUCUCAACAGAGAACUUCUCGUACCUUAUCGGGCCAGAGCCUUCGCAGCCGAAAGAGACUCCUCGUCCCUCGGUUCCGGGCAAACAGUGACUUACAAGUUUAACAACACGUCCUUGUGCGUUGGCGAAGACACCAUCAUCAUCAACUUCACGUAAACUGUGACGAAUGCCUCAAAAAUUACUUUAACGGAAAUUUCGACGUUCCCACAGGAUGUCAGAUAUGAAACAACAACGGGACAUUCAAUAAAAACGUGACCAAAAACUGAACAAAAAUAUCAGUCUCGCUGGGAACAUUAUGAUAGCAAUUAUAUUGAGAAUUGCAAAUAGUUUGUGUAUAACAUUAACAACUUUAUAUAAUUUAACAUUCGUUCCAUGUCAAAUGUAAGGUCGAUAAAAAGCCACAAAUCACAUUUAAUAACUCUCAACUUUUGUUAACUAAUAAAUUUUGUCAAAGGAAAAACAAAAGCAUUUUAAGAAAUGUAAAUUCUGAAAAAGAAAAAAAAAUAUUUUUAAAGAUUUUUUAAAUGUCAGAGCCUUGAACCGAAAGAGGAACAUUUUUACGUGUUUACUUUAAAUUUGGCUCAGAGGAUUAGUUCUUUUACUCUUGGUUACGGUUUGUUCACUCAAGUUAUUUUCAUCAGUGAAUAAUGAAUAAUCAAAGGGUAUAUUUUAUUAUUAAUAAUAAGGUCAUUAACUUAAAAGCACUUUGCCUGAGGCAUGUUAUCUAAAAUUACGCUGAAAUGUUAUGAAAAAUUAAUGUUAUGAAUGCCCCACUGCAUUGGUUUAGAGAUUAUGUACUGUGUUUUUCUAAGAUUAAAAUUAUGGUCUUUGCUGAGUUCACUGAUCAAUUAUAGAAAUAAAUGUAGGCUACGCAUACAUAAUAAGUUAUUUUAGAUUAAUGUAUGUACCUAAAGAUUUAUGAACAAAAUAUAACUUUCGUGCUACUUUCCACUGUCCUUACAGCAUUAAAAACUUUGUAAUUGGGUAAUACUUGUUUAAUGUAAGGUUUUAUGUUAGGAGACUUCUUGUUUUUAAACAUUCUCCUUUAUUCAGGCUUACAAGUGAAGUUCUGUAUUUGCUUCGCUGGUAUUUUUAAGUUAUUAAUAGUGGUACUUAAUGUUUAUUUUGUACACUUAAAAUUAAAUUACCAAUUUAUGUGUUGUAAAUAAUGGUAGCGUGAUAAUAAUAACACAUGCAGGGUUUGUUGAACUUGACAAAGAAACUUCAGUUUAUUGAGAUAAAGUCGAAUAAAAUAUAGUUCUGUUAAA